AUGGGUUGGCACACCCUCUAUCAAAGGCCGAACAGAGGCCAUGAAGCUGGCAUUGCUGACAUUCAGCCUGAUUUCACACCAUAUCUCCUCCAACUUGGUUUAACGAAAUCACGAACGUCGCUAGUAUGGAUUGUCGGUCCACUAUCCGGAUUGAUAGUGCAACCUCUGAUUGGGGUAAUCACGGAUCGCUCGACGUCAAAAUGGGGACGUAGACGACCGUUCAUGGUUGGUGGCUCGCUUGUUGUUGGAUUUUUUCUGCUGGUUUUAUGUUGGGCACCGAAUUUAGUGGGCAUGUUUAUCUCCGCUGAAGAUACAAGGAAAAGCGUAACGAUUGCAAUAGCAGUGAUUAUCGUAUAUGCUGUCGAUUUUUCAAUUAAUGUCGUUCAAGCGUCUUGUCGUAGUUUAAUCGUCGACACUUUACCUAUUCCGCAACAACAACUUGGGUCUGCAUGGGCAAGCCGGAUGACGGCUGUUGGCCAUCUUUUAGGAUAUGCAGUUUGUUCAGUGGAUAUGCUGGCAAUAUUCGGCCAUACGCUGGGUGAUACGCAGUUUAAGCAAAUUACUGUGAUAGCCGCGGCUUUGUUGAUUUUUGCAGUAUCUGUUACCUCGUAUGCUGUCAAAGAGAGGGUGUUGAUCUCAGUUAGGGAUUCCGACAAGAAAAUAGGGGUAGUAAAGAUGCUAGUCCAAUUGUUCAGAACGACAGCCAACUUGCCACCACGGAUAAGGGCCAUCUGUUGGGCACAAUUCUGGGCUUGGAUUGGGUGGUUUCCGUUUCUCUUCUACAGCACCACAUGGGUAGGGGAGACAUAUUUCCGCUAUGAAGCACCUAAAGAAGCCGUUGAAAAUUCCUCAGAUACGUUAGGAGAUGUUGGCCGCAUCGGCAGCAUGUCCCUUGUAAUAUUCUCCUUGAUCACUUUCAUCAGUUCCGUCCUCCUCCCCUUUGUUGUUCUCUCCCCAGAUACCAAAAGAUCGACUCCUGCCCGCCGCCCACCCCUGGGCAUUAUCAGACUUUUUAACAAAAUCAACUUUGCUCGUCCCGACCUCCAAACGGCAUGGAUGAUCUCACACAUCGUAUUCUUCAUAAUGAUGAUAUUCGCCCCGGCCGCCCGCUCCGUCCAAUCCACCACAUUACUCGUAGCUAUCUGCGGAAUCCCGUGGGCAGUAAGCUGCUGGGCACCCUUUGCAUUCAUGGGCGUGGAAAUAAACCGCCUUACCAUUCCUUCCUUCAAUAGAAAAUCCUCAGUCACCAUGAUAACCUCCGCUACCUUCAAUAGACAGAACUCUGCCCUCAUUAAUUAUGACGUUGAGCUUGAAGAUCGCGAACCCUCCCUCCUCCGCCUGAAUCACAGCUCGAACCCGGAUUUGGAGAGUGGCAGCGACACAGAUCAGGGUGAGGAGGGUUCUUCUACUGGUGAACUUGCCGGUGUUUAUCUUGGAGUGCUUAAUGUAUUUAGCACGCUUCCACAAUUUGUUGGCACAUUCAUUUCCUGGAUUGUAUUCAGCAUCUUCGAGUCAGGAGCGACCUCAAUGGCGGCAGAUGGAGCUACAAAACCAGCCGCUGGCGAACAGAAUAGUGGCGGGUGGAUAAAUCGCAACCAUGAAGGACCCAAUGCAAUUGCGGUGUGUCUGUUUAUUGGUGCUAUAAGCGCACUCGUGGCUGCGGAGGGUACGAGGAGGUUAAAGUAUAUUCGAUGA
Molecule: messenger RNA, 1695 nt
Organism: Paracoccidioides lutzii Pb01
Product: sucrose transport protein
Exons: 7
Coding region: 1-1695 (564 amino acids)
Cellular component (GO): membrane
Molecular function (GO): sucrose:proton symporter activity
Source: RefSeq, a predicted model, not a curated record